GGAAAUACAAGGGACGGUCAGCGGCGUUCGGCGAACGCCGAGUCUAAGCGUUCUUCUCGUGCUUGUCAGAGAAGUAGGAGGCAAAGAUGUCGGAGCGAAAAGUUUUAAACAAAUACUACCCGCCUGACUUUGACCCAUCAAAGAUCCCCAAACUCAAGCUUCCCAAAGAUCGGCAGUAUGUGGUGCGGUUGAUGGCUCCCUUCAACAUGAGGUGUAAGACGUGUGGAGAAUACAUCUACAAGGGCAAGAAGUUCAAUGCGCGCAAGGAGACGGUGCAGAACGAGGUGUACCUGGGCCUGCCCAUCUUCCGCUUCUACAUCAAGUGCACACGAUGCCUGGCAGAGAUCACCUUCAAGACAGACCCCGAGAACACAGACUACACCAUGGAGCACGGGGCCACACGGAACUUCCAGGCAGAGAAGCUGCUGGAGGAGGAGGAGAAGCGGAUGCAGAAGGAGCGGGAGGACGAGGAGCUGAACAACCCCAUGAAGGUGCUGGAGAACCGGACCAAGGACUCGAAGCUGGAGAUGGAGGUUCUGGAGAACCUGCAGGAGCUCAAGGACCUGAACCAGCGGCAGGCCCACGUGGACUUCGAGGCCAUGCUGCGGCAGCACCGGCUGUCGGAGGAGCAGCGGCAGAAGCAGGAGCGGGAGGAGGAGGAGCGGGAGACGGCGGCCUUGGUGGAGGAGGCGCGCAAACGCCGGCUGCUGGAAGACUCCGAUUCAGAGGAGGACGCGCCUGCUCCCGCUGCACCGCGGCUGGCCCUCCGGCCCAAGCCCACCGCCAUCCUGGGUGAGGCCCCAAAAGCCAAGAGGAAGGCGGAGAGCUGGGAACGGAGUGUUGGCACCCUUGGCAGCAGGCCCCAGCUGUCAGGCCUAGUCGUGGUGAAGAGAACAGACCUGGGUUGCAGCACCCAGCAGGGCCUGGCACCGCCACCCACCACCCAGGGCCCCGUGCAGAGCGGGAAGCCGGCUGAGCCUGCGCCCUGGACGCCCGGUGCCUCCUCCCUGAGCCAGCUGGGGGCCUAUUCAGACAGCGAGGACAGCAGCGGCAGCAACUGA
Messenger RNA from Odobenus rosmarus divergens (Pacific walrus), 1061 nucleotides. It is a transcript of the gene YJU2, whose product is annotated as coiled-coil domain containing 94. The transcript has 8 exons. The coding region runs from base 87 to 1061 and encodes 324 amino acids. Gene Ontology annotation, biological process: mRNA splicing, via spliceosome. Lineage: Eukaryota; Metazoa; Chordata; Mammalia; Carnivora; Odobenidae. The record is from RefSeq and is a predicted model, not a curated record. Gene Ontology annotation, cellular component: U2-type catalytic step 1 spliceosome.